AUGGCGAACAAUGAUGUUGUUAUCAGGCAUGGGCGAAGUACUCCUGCAGUUCAGAGCCCACAUCAUGUUGGGUCACUGCAUGGAAGAGAUUCGAUUUUGCAACCAGGGGAUUCUAUCGAAACAAGACAGAUCCUAGCACAUGAUAGAGCUGUUCCCGAUGCAAAUGGAUCGGAUGUAAUUCAUGCCGCUGGUGAUGGGGAUCUUUUACCUGAUGAUGCUAAUGAGCACAUCCAAGGGCAGUUGGUUGAGAAUGCUAGUAUCUAUGAUGUUGCCGAUAAGCACGAUAAUAUAUAUAGCGAGACUGAAGGGGGUGAAUCAAAUUCAAGGCAAGGUGGUGGCCCUGAUGAAGAUCAAGAUGAUAGUGGCCCUGACAUCCGUAAUAAACAGCUGGUUAUUUCUCCGCAAGAGGAUGAGCUAAUUGAUUCACCAAAAGGUAAUGGUUUGGCUGUUGUGGAGAGCCGUCAUAUUGAUGAAAAUCUACAGUUUAUUGAUGAUGGGAAUCAUGGUUCACCCCAGCCUGGCGAGCACUCUCAGCUUGUUUUCACUUCACCUAUUCUACAGUCUCGAGCAGAAAUAGUUCCUCCAACGCAUGAGUUAACUGUUGGUCAAGAGUUUGCAGAUGUUCAAAGUUGUCGGCGGGCAUUGAGGGAUGUGGCAAUUGCUCUUCAUUUUGAGAUACAGACGAUCAAAUCCGAUAAAACUCGGUUCACUGCCAAAUGUGCUAGUGAUGGAUGCCCGUGGCGCAUACAUGCUGCGAAGCUCCCGGGUGUUCCUACAUUCAGCAUCCGGACUAUUCACAAGGAACAUACAUGUGGUGGUAUUGCUCAUCUUGGUCAUCAGCAAGCCUCAGUGCAGUGGGUUGCCAAUUCUGUUGAACGUCGUCUUCGGGAAAAUCCUCAAUGCAAGCCAAAAGAGAUACUGGAGGAGAUCCAUCGAGUCCAUGGGAUUACUUUGUCAUACAAGCAAGCAUGGAGGGGUAAAGAAAGGAUUAUGGCUACUCUCCGUGGUUCAUUUGAAGAAGACUUUCGCCUUCUUCCUCAAUAUUGUGAUCAAAUUAAACGCACAAAUCCGGGAAGUAUCGCAGGGGUUUAUGUCAAUCAACCUGAUAAUUCCUUCCAUCGCCUGUUUAUCUCAUUUCAAGCAUCUAUUUUUGGGUUUCUUAAUGCAUGUCGGCCAUUGAUAGGGCUCGAUCGGACAGUCCUGAAGAAUAAAUACUUAGGGACCAUGCUGUUAGCAACAAGUUUUGAUGGAGAUGGUGCACUAUUUCCUUUGGCAUUUGCAGUUGUUGAUGAGGAAAAUGAUGACAACUGGAUGUGGUUUCUAUCUGAGCUGCAUUGUCUUCUCGAAAAUAACACAGAGAAUAUGCCGAUCCUUACUAUAUUAUCCGAUCGAAAAAAAGGCAUCACAGAGGCUGUAGAAGCAAAUUUCCCCACUGCUUUUCAUGGUUUCUGUUUACGGCAUCUAACUGAGAGUUUCCAGAAGGAGUUCAAUAAUCCUGUGCUUGUCAACAUGCUGUUGGAAGCUGCUAAUGCUCUCACUGCAAAUGAGUUUGAAAGCCGACUCCAACAAAUCGAUGAGACAUCACAGGAAGCAGGCUAUUGGAUACGGCGAGUUCCCCCUCGUUUAUGGGCCACUGCACAUUUCGAAGGAAAACGUUUUGGUCAGCUCACAGCUAAUGUAGCCGAAUCACUAAAUCCUUGGUUGCUUGAAGCUUCUGCACUUCCUCUAAUCCAGAUGAUGGAGUGCAUUCGCCGACAAUUGAUGACUUGGUUCAAUGAAAGGCGUGAAGCCAGUAUUGAAUGGACAUCUGUACUUGUUCCCUCUGCUGAAAGGCGCGUUUCAGAAGCUAUUGAAAAGGCAAGGGCUUUUCACGUGCUCCGGGGCAGUGAGGCUGAUUUCCAAGUAAUAUCACUCGAGGGUAACAACACUGUGGAUAUCAGGAAUCGUCAUUGCACUUGUGGAGCCUGGCAGCUCCAAGGUCUGCCCUGUGCUCAUGCUGUGGCAGCACUUCUUUCUUGUAGGCAGAAUGUUCAUCGGUUUACUGAGAGUUGUUUCACCAUUGCAUCAUAUCGCAAGGCCUACUCUCAAACAAUACACCCCAUUCCUGAUAGGACCCUGUGGAAGGAGAUGGAAGGUGAUACACAAACUGAUGACAACAGUUUGCAUAUGAUUGUUAACCCUCCAAAGUCGCUCCGACCACCAGGGCAACCUAGGAAAAGGCGAGCUCGUUCAGAUGAACAGGGUCGUGUCAAGCGAGUGGUGCAUUGUAGUCGUUGUAACCAGACUGGACAUUUUAGAACUACCUGUUCAGCACCCAUUUGA
Messenger RNA from Oldenlandia corymbosa var. corymbosa, 2322 nucleotides. The record is from the annotation of a GenBank genome assembly. Lineage: Eukaryota; Viridiplantae; Streptophyta; Magnoliopsida; Gentianales; Rubiaceae.